GAGCGUCCGGAGGAGUCCAUGGUGCAGAACUUAGCGGCGGACUGACGGACACCGGGCCUCCUGCGCUGGCGCGGCCGCCGGAGCGACGCCUGGACCUCGGCCUGAGGAAACGCCUUCACGAGGAGAGAUGAAGAAGAAAUCCGUAUAUAAUCAGAAUGUGGGUGAUCAGGAGAGUGAAGAUACGGAAGGUGAAGAAAACAGAAAUAAUGCUGAUACUUCCGGCUUACUGUACAGUGAGGCGGACAGAUGUCCAAUCUGUCUUAGUUGCCUAUUAGGGAAGGAAGUUGGUUUUCCAGAAAGUUGUAAUCAUGUCUUCUGUAUGGCCUGUAUUCUUAAAUGGGCAGAGAUACUGGCUUCUUGUCCAAUCGAUCGGAAACCCUUUCAGGCAGUGUUUGAACUCCGUGCAUUUGAAGGUUGUGCUAAGAUUCAGGUAAAAAGACGGUCGAGAGAAUUAGACGACAAGGAAAAUGAGGAGUCUUUUAAGAAACAGCUCGUUUAUCAUGAAAGUUCCAAAAGCGACAAGAGAAAAGGAAACACUGUAAGAGAAGAUCUAUUAUGUGAGAGAUCUGAUGACUUGAAGGUGUUGUAUAGAAACUUUUCAAACAAUAAAAUGGGUGGAAAGAAAAAUGCUACAGUAAAGACAAACAAGGUUCAAAGAUUGAAUCAGUGUACAGAUUCUUGUGUGAGAAGUGACAUGCCCAGUGUAUCUUCAUGUGGUGGCCACAGUUGGGGACCUCGCACCUACAGAGUUUCCUGUACAGAAUCUAUAGAAGUCAAUGAAAUCAAUGCAUUGAUUAGGCAGAAACGACAGGAACUGGAGUUGUCAUGGUUUCCUAAUACAUUACCUGGGAAUGGAAGAGUUGGCUCUGUACCCUGGAGUGUGGAGACAGCAGUUCUUCCUCUGGUUUCCUCAGUGCUGCCAAGGACGAUUUUUCCAGCAAGUACCAUGUCACUAGAAAAUUUUGGUACUUCUCAUAAGGGGUAUGCACUAGCACAUACCCAAGGAGGAGGAGAAAAAAAGCAAACUUCAGGUACAUCAAACACCAGAGGAUCAAGACGAAAACCUGCAACAACUGCUCCUACAAGGAGGUCCACACGAAACACACGAGUUGAGACAGUCAGUCCAUCCCAGAAGUCCCCAGUGCCAAACUACUCUGAGUGUGAUGCCCCAGGGAAUAGUAACUCCUCUGUCAGUAUUUCCCCUCCGGCUGAAUCAGAAAAGCAAACAAGACAGGCUCCGAAACGGAAGUCAGCAAGGAGGGGAAGAAAACCACCUUCUUUGAAAAAGAAACCUCGGAAAUCUGCACCUCCUGCUGAAAAAACCACAUCUAGCGAUUCAGUAGAGGAAGACACUGUGGAUUCUGACACUCCACCCGUGUUGGAAAAGGAGCAACAAUCAUGUGUAGAGAGUAGUAGCAUUUGCUCUAUUCAGACAGAUGAAGAGAAUCAUUUGGCUAAGUGCUUGGAAAGUUGCGAUGAACAAACAGAAGAAAAUGAACAAACCAAGAAUCAUGAGAUCGAGGAACAAACAGAAAUUUUAAAUUCUGAAUCUUGCACUCAGUAUCCUCCUGUGCUUGUUGGAGAGGAUUCAGGGAUAGAGGGUAAGGAGUUAUGUGUAGACAAUGAUGUUUCUACAGAUUCUUCUCUAAAAGGAAGUGAUCCAUUGGAAAAUCAAGAGCAGGGGUCUGGAAGCUCAGGGUCAGAGGUGCAGGCACCCGUGUGUACGGAGAGUCCGCCUGAGGAUUUCCUUACGUGUCCACCGUCUGACAUUGAAGGACACCAGCCAGUGUCCAGUCCCCUGGGUGAAGUAUCUGAAAACGCCACCCCAGUGGUUAGUGAUGAAAGAGCAGAGGACAGUCUCAUGGUAGGAAGCGCUGACUUGAAUGAUUCUGUAGAAAACACAGAAGCAUUUGUAAUGAGCCCCAAAGUGGAGUCUUCUGAGGGUGAAAUUACACAUGGACUGAACAGACAUUGUGUUCCCAGCUCAGACACUGAGUUGCCUGAGCUUAUUCAAACAGAAAAUACAGAAAUAAUUCCAACAUGUGGCACUUUAGAAAAUGAAAGUUCUGGUGCUGUUCAAGGUUGUGAAGAUACCGUACUAAAACAUAAUCUUGACAACACCCAAUUGGAUAACUCCUUAGAAGGAAAGACAGACUCUCUGGUUGAGCAUCCCAUCCAUGCAGAGUUACCUCACAAAGAGGUUGAACAGAGUGAGAAACAUUUCAGUGAAGAUAAUAAUGAAACAGUACCUAUGGAGUGCGAUUCUUUCUGUAGUGACCAGAAUGAGUCUGAAGUAGAGUCGUCAGCAAAUACUGACCCCAAACAGUUGAGUGAAAAUUCUGUGACGCACAGUUCUGACAGCAAGCUGUCUUCUGAUCCUGUAGUUGAGAAUGUUGAAACUGUAGCUCAACCAGCUGAAAGCCUAGUGGAUAAAGCCCCAAAGCCUCGAACUCGGAGAUCUAGAUUCCAUUCCCCGUCUACAACUUGGUCUCCCAACAAAGAUGCUGCACAAGAAAAGAGGCGUGCUCAGUCUCCAUCUCCGAAAAGAGAGACUGCAGUAGAAAGUAAGAGUUCUCAGUCACCAUCCCCCAAGAGAGAGUCUGCCAGAGGACGAAGAAAAUCCCGUUCUCUCUCACCGAAAAAAGAUGCAUCAAGAGAAAGGAGGCCGUCUCGGUCUCCAAAGAGAGAGAAUGCUAGGGAAGCUAAAAGGUCUGAGUCAGGCUCCCCAAGAAGAGACACUUCUAGAGAGAACCAGAGGUCUCAGUCCAGGGUGAAAGAUUCUUCCUCCAGAGAAAAAUCUAGGUCCCGGAGCAGAGAAAGAGAAAGUGACAGAGAUGCUCAGAGGAGAGAUCGAGAUAGAGAGAGGCGAGCCAGAAGGUGGUCCCGGUCUAGAUCUCGCUCUCGAUCGCCUUCAAGAUCAAGAACGAAGAGUAAGAGUUCAUCAUUUGGUAGAAAUGAAAGAGAUACUUACUCUCCCCGGUGGAGGGAAAAAUGGACAAAUGAUGGUUGGAGGUGUCCCAGAGGGAAUGACCGGUACCGGAGGAAUGAUUCAGAGAAACAGAAUGAAAACACAAGAAAUGAAAAAGAUGACAUCACUGCAGAUACUAAUGAUCCCAGCUCCACAGAUAAGCAUAGAGAUGACUGUCCCAGCUGGGUGACAGAAAAAAUAAACUCUGGGCCAGAUCCAAGGACCAGAAAUCCAGAAAAGUUAAAAGAUUCCCACUGGGAAGAAAAUAGAAAUGACAAUUCAGGGAAUUCUUGGACUAAAAACUUUGGCCCAGGCUGGAUGUCCAGCCGUGGUCGAGGAGGCCGCGGGAAGGGUGCUUACAGAGGUAACUUUGCCUGUAACGACCAGAGCGAGAACAGGUGGCAAAGCCGCACCCCCCUCUCAGGGAGCGACUCCUUCAAGUCUGUGGAGCAGCAGCCCAGUAAGCGGAAAAGCGAGCAAGAACUGUCCUUCGGCACUCCAGCAGACAGGUCGGGGUGGACCUCCGCCUCCAGCUGGGCGGUGAGGAAGACUCUGCCAGCCGACGUGCAGAACUAUUACUCUCGGCGCGGCAGGAGCUCUUCAGGCCCACAGUCUGCGUGGAUGAGACAGGAAGAGGAGACGCCGGAGCAGGAUUCUAACUUAAAAGACCAAACAAACCAAAUUGAUGGUUCUCAGUUACCGGUAACUAUGCUGCAGCCACACAUGAGUGUAAUGCAGCCUCCAGUGAAUGCCCAGCACCAGCCUGUGGGCAUCUUCCCGUACCCAGUGGGUGUUCACGCCCCUAUGAUGAAUAUGCAGCGGAAUCCAUUCACCAUGCACCCUCCAAUGCCCCUGCAUCUCCACACGGGAGUACCUCUCAUGCAGGUAGCUGCCCCUGCAAGCAUACCUCAGGGACCGCCACCACCGCCCCCUCCCCCGCCAUCCCAGCAGGUCAACUACAUCGCCUCACAACCAGAUGGGAAACAUGUGCAGGGUUUUCCAAGUGCGUCUCAUGUAAGUAAUAACAUGAAUACACAAGUGUUGCCUGCUCCAUCAGCAGCCCCAGCAAACACGGGAUCAGUUCAGGGACCAAGUUCUGGUAAUACUUCGUCAUCAAGUCACGUCCAAGCCGCUAACGCUGCUGUAAAAUUGGCAGAAAGCAAAGUAAGUGUUACGGUGGAGGCCAGCGCAGAUAGCUCGAGGACAGACAAGAAAUUGCAGAUUCAAGAGAAAGCAGCACAGGAGGUGAAACUGGCUAUUAAGCCAUUUUACCAGAAUAAAGACAUCACUAAGGAAGAGUACAAAGAGAUCGUGCGGAAGGCGGUGGACAAAGUUUGUCAUAGUAAGAGUGGAGAAGUAAAUUCUACUAAAGUGGCAAAUCUGGUUAAAGCGUAUGUAGACAAGUACAAAUACUCUCGGAAGGGAAGCCAGAAGAAAACGCUGGAAGAACCCGUGUCUACUGAAAAAAACAUAGGCUGACACGAGGAGCCUUGUAAAGGACACUGUCAAGAUAUCUGUAAAGUGCAAUUCAACGUGUAUCUUACUGAGAAUCAUGCACAACUGUGAUGGAAAUCUGGUUUUGAUAAAAUUAUUUUUUUUAUUGUAGGAUAUGUUUUGUUCAAAAUAUAGCUGUGCACUGCAACUUCUAUAUCUAACCUUAAACCCCAAUAAAACAAAUUCAAGGGGAAACCGAGGGUGUAAUGGAACGUGCGUUUUUAUCAGGACUGUGCUCAUGGACCUGAAAGUGCAUGGCUCUCCAGGAGAACAGGGGGUGCAUAGCCAGAAACCUGUACAAGUGCGGGAGACACGCCUGUGUCCGUAUGGUACAUUCAUCCGUCAGGCUGGGAAAGUAUGAUGGUUAGGACCUCGUGCUUUCUAACUGUAGAAUUUUAACAGUACAUUGCUAUUAAAUAUAUCUGAUAUUAAUGACAUACGUCUGCGUGAAGCGCAUAUCUCAGUAAAAGGCUUAGGUAGAAAGCAGAUCAUCGUGAGUAAGCAUUAGCUUCAAGCCUGCAGGUGCUCCUUGCCUUUUUUGUCACCAGGUAAAGGUCACACUGUGUGUUGCUUUUGUGCUCCCAGUCUAGAAAAAAAAAUUAGUGGUUUGAUUUGCUACAUUACAAUUUUGCUUGUUCAAAGCUUUGUCGAAUUUAGGAGAGUAAUUUGGGCAAAAGCUAGUUUUUAUUAAAAAAAAAAAACCAGAAAAACAGCUAUGAUCUCUCACUAUACCUUCUACUUACCAGCGAUGUUAAAUUGUUUGUGCCAACGGGAGAAGCGCACCAGGCGGUGGUCUUCCUUUUGGGGACCGACAUAGAACACAAGACCUACUUCACCGGCUUCAGGUUACUGCUCAUUUGUCACAGUGUCACAGUGAAGUGCCUCUCACACUUCGGAAUGUCCCUCAUGGUCUGCAGUGAAUAAAGUGUCAACUUGUU
This is a messenger RNA of Rattus rattus (black rat), 5400 nucleotides long. RefSeq names its product SR-related CTD associated factor 11 (gene Scaf11). Gene Ontology annotation, molecular function: RNA binding. The record is from RefSeq and is a predicted model, not a curated record. Gene Ontology annotation, biological process: spliceosomal complex assembly. The transcript has 15 exons. Lineage: Eukaryota; Metazoa; Chordata; Mammalia; Rodentia; Muridae. Bases 128 to 4447 code for a protein of 1439 amino acids.